Messenger RNA from Prunus avium (sweet cherry), 1967 nucleotides. RefSeq names its product CBL-interacting protein kinase 3 (gene CIPK3). Gene Ontology annotation, molecular function: ATP binding; protein serine/threonine kinase activity. Gene Ontology annotation, biological process: signal transduction; protein phosphorylation. NCBI's taxonomy places the organism in Eukaryota, Viridiplantae, Streptophyta, Magnoliopsida, Rosales, Rosaceae. The record is from RefSeq and is a predicted model, not a curated record.
GCUUUAGCUUUGUCUACAACGAUUCCAUAGCAGUCAACAUGAUGUCUCUCUUUGCCUUUUGUGACAACUCAAAAGUCGUUCCAUAAUCGGCAACACCUCAGCUCAGCUCAGCCCAAUUAUUGAAGAUCACUGUGACAGCUUAGAGGCGGUUUCUGUGUUCAGUUUUUCAAUUUGGGCUCUCUGUGUAGAGAAAUUCGUUUCUGGGUCUUCUGGGUCGGAUCAAUUCUGGAAUUCGGUUUUGAAUACCUGCACUGCGUGCCGUGUUUAAGAGGACCCUUCUUUGAGAGCCUCCACAACUGCAAGUAUCAGAAAUUGAAUUAGUAAAUCGAGAAUGAAUCAACCAAAAAUCAAGCGUCGAGUGGGUAAAUAUGAGGUAGGAAGGACAAUUGGUGAGGGAACAUUUGCAAAAGUGAAGUUUGCUAGAAAUUCUGAUACUGGGGAACCUGUAGCUCUCAAGAUUAUUGACAAAGAGAAGGUUCUCAAACACAAGAUGGCUGAACAGAUUAAGCGGGAAAUAGCAACAAUGAAGCUGAUUAAGCAUCCAAAUGUUGUUCGGUUAUUUGAGGUAAUGGGGAGUAAGACAAAGAUAUUUAUAGUUAUGGAGUUCGUUACCGGUGGGGAGCUCUUUGACAAAAUUGUAAACCAUGGACGGAUGAGAGAAGAUGAAGCACGGAGAUACUUCCAACAGCUUAUUAAUGCUGUUGAUUACUGCCAUAGCAGAGGUGUCUAUCAUAGAGAUCUGAAGCCAGAAAAUUUGCUAUUGGAUGCAUGUGGGAAUCUUAAGGUUUCAGAUUUUGGAUUGAGUGCACUGUCCCAACAAGUCAGGGAUGACGGCUUGCUUCACACUACAUGUGGAACUCCAAAUUAUGUUGCUCCUGAGGUCCUUAAUGAUAGAGGCUAUGAUGGGGCAACUGCGGACUUGUGGUCAUGUGGAGUGAUACUCUUUGUAUUGCUUGCAGGUUACUUGCCUUUUGAUGAUUCUAAUCUUAUGACCCUGUAUAAAAAAAUCUCAGCAGCUGAAUUCACUUGUCCCCCUUGGCUCUCUUUUGGUGCCAUGAAGUUAAUAGCUCGAAUUUUGGAUCCCAAUCCUAUGACUCGUAUCACUAUUGCUGAAAUUCUUGAAGAUGUAUGGUUCAAGAAGGAUUACAAGUCACUUGUGUUUGAGGAGAAAGAAGAUACAAACUUGGAUGAUGUAGAAGCUGUUUUUAAGGAUUCAGAAGAGCACCAUGUGACAGAAAAGAAGGAAGAACAACCAGCAGCUAUGAAUGCAUUUGAGUUAAUUUCAAUGUCAAAGGGGCUUAACCUGGGGAAUUUGUUUGAUGUAGAACAGGAAUUUAAGAGAGAAACAAGGUUCACAUCCAAAUGCCCUGCCAAUGAGAUAAUUCAUAAAAUUGAAGAAGCUGCAAAGCCUCUUGGUUUUGACGUACAUAAAAAAAACUACAAGCUGAGGCUUGAAAACAUGAAAGCUGGAAGAAAGGGAAACCUUAAUGUUGCCACAGAGAUAUUUCAAGUGGCACCUUCUCUUCACAUGGUUGAGGUGCGAAAAGCCAAAGGGGACACCUUGGAGUUCCACAAGUUUUAUAAGAACCUCUCUACAUGCCUGGAGGAUGUUGUCUGGAAGACUGAGGAGGAUAUGCAAGAAAAGUAAAAUCAGCGUUAUAUUUCAACAAAUUUUGCUAUGAUGGUACAUCGCCAGUAAUGCUGUUGCUUUAUGUCAGCAUUCUUUCUUUUGUUUUUCUUUUUUCUUGAGAGGCUUUUUCUACCCCCUAUUCGAUAGAUUUAGACAGACAUCCAUUGACCUUAUGGUUUCUGUGCUAUUAAUGUCGGAACGCAUAGAAAAUAUACUUAGUGCUGCAAAUAUGAGAGAUGGAUGUUGAUAGUUUCUCUACUGCUUGUGGGUGUACAUUAGAAGACAUUAUGUACACUUCAUUAUUAUCUUUUGGCAAUACAGUAUGACUUUAGAUGCA